Molecule: messenger RNA, 4600 nt
Organism: Brienomyrus brachyistius
Lineage: Eukaryota; Metazoa; Chordata; Actinopteri; Osteoglossiformes; Mormyridae
Product: E3 ubiquitin-protein ligase CBL-like
Exons: 16
Coding region: 635-3352 (905 amino acids)
Biological process (GO): negative regulation of epidermal growth factor-activated receptor activity; cell surface receptor signaling pathway
Cellular component (GO): membrane raft; plasma membrane
Molecular function (GO): phosphotyrosine residue binding; ubiquitin protein ligase activity; SH3 domain binding
Source: RefSeq, a predicted model, not a curated record
AUGUACAGGAAGAACUAUGGCCACGCACACGGGAGGGGGAGUUUAAAGGCGGUGAUUAUUCCCCCUCCUCCCGAAUUUAUUUAUUUCACUUUUCUCCCCCGAAUGUCCUUUUGCAUCUGAUUGCAGCGUGUUAGUGUGCAUUUAACCGGGGAUUUUCUCAAGGGGGCAAAUCCUGGUUUGCUUCCUAUAACUGCUGCAAAGCGGCGCGAGCUCGUUUGCCAGGGCUGGCGUUGCCUCCUGUCUCUCACGGCCACUUCCCGUCACGGAGGAACCGUGUAAGAGGACGGAGGGAGCCAGCUCCGGGAAGGCAAGCGAUCGGUCCAGGAAAACGCAGCCCCAUCCGUGGAGGCAAGGAAAAGAUUAUCGCAGCUUAACGGAUCUGCAUUUAGUACCAAUCAGUACCGUUUCGAAAGUCUUUUUUUUCGGACGGAUAGGUGACCGGCCCUUCUCUUUUCCCCGUCCCGAGUAGGUCUACAGGAUUAAUGGGACAUUUGCCUCCGUAGGUCUCGCUCCCCCCGACGGACCCUCGCUGCAACUUUACUCCGGCGCUGUCCAGCCUCUGGUCGGGUGAGGGGGGGUGAGCUGCCCCGCGCCUCGCCCGGGUCGGGCAUAGGGGCCGCAACGCUAGUCUAACAUGGCAGGAAACAUCAAGAAAAGCGUGGGGCUGAUCGGCAUGAUGAAGGACGCGUUCCAACCCCACCAUCAUCACCUUCAUUCCCACCACCAGCCCGGGGCCGUGGACAAGAAGACUGUGGAGAAAUGCUGGAAGCUCAUGGACAAGGUGGUCCGGCUGUGUCAGAACCCCAAGCUGGCGCUGAAGAACAGCCCGCCGUACAUCCUGGACCUGCUGCCCGACACCUACCAGCAUCUGCGCACCAUCCUCUCGCGCUACGAGGGCAAGAUGGAGACGCUGGGCGACAACGAGUACUUCCGCGUCUUCAUGGAGAACCUGGCCAAGAAGACCAAGCAGACCAUCAGCCUCUUCAAGGAGGGCAAGGAACGCAUGUAUGAGGAGAACUCGCAGCCCAGGCGGAACCUGACCAAGCUCUCGCUGAUCUUCAGUCACAUGCUGGCCGAGCUCAAGGCCGUUUUCCCCAACGGCCUGUUCCAGGGUGACAACUUCCGGAUCACCAAGGCGGAUGCGGCAGAGUUCUGGCGGAGGUCCUUUGGGGACAAGACCAUCGUGCCAUGGAAGAUGUUCCGUCAGGCCCUGCAUGAGUUCCACCCCAUCAGCUCAGGCCUGGAGGCCAUGGCCCUCAAGUCCACUAUCGACCUCACCUGCAACGACUACAUCUCCGUCUUCGAGUUUGACAUUUUCACCCGCCUCUUCCAGCCCUGGUCCUCGCUGUUACGAAACUGGAACAGCCUGGCUGUGACUCACCCCGGGUACAUGGCCUUCCUCACCUACGAUGAGGUCAAGGCCCGUCUGCAGAAGUUCAUCCACAAACCUGGCAGCUACAUCUUCCGCCUGAGCUGCACCCGGCUGGGCCAGUGGGCCAUCGGCUACGUUACCGCUGACGGCAACAUCCUGCAGACCAUCCCGCACAAUAAGCCCUUGUUCCAGGCCCUGAUUGAUGGAUUUCGGGAAGGCUUCUAUCUGUUCCCAGACGGCCGUGCUCAGAAUCCCGACCUGACGGGUCUGUGUGAACCGUCUCCUCAGGACCACAUCAAGGUCACGCAGGAGCAGUACGAGCUCUACUGCGAGAUGGGUUCCACCUUCCAGCUUUGCAAGAUCUGUGCCGAGAACGACAAGGAUGUGAAGAUUGAGCCAUGCAGCCACCUCAUGUGCACGUCCUGCCUCACUGCCUGGCAGGAGUCCGAGGGCCAAGGCUGCCCAUUCUGCCGUUGCGAGAUCAAGGGCACGGAGCCCAUCGUCGUCGACCCAUUCGACCCCAAGGACAACAGCGGCUUCUCCUAUGGUGGCUGCAGGGGGGCCCUGGGGGCUGAGGGGACCCCCUCCCCCAGCUAUGACGACGAUGAUGACGACCGGCUGGAUGACCCCCACCUCAUCAUGAGCAGGCUGGCCUGUGAUAAGGUGGAGCGCCCCCCCUCGCCCCUGUCGCUGACCCCCCAGGCAGCACUGCCGCCAGUACCCCCCCGGCUGGAUCUCCUACCACACCGGCCCCCCUCUGGAGCCUCCAGUCCGGGAGCGACGUCAAAGGCUGCAGCUCACCACAAGGACAAGCCCCUCCCACUGCCACCAACGCUGCGUGACCUGCCACCCCCCCCACCCCCUGAGCGCCCCCACUCGGCGGGGGCCGAUGCCCGUAUACUGCGCCGCCCCUUGCCCUGCACACCGGGGGAUCCUCCGCGGGACAAACUACCGCCUACUCCACCCAACCGGCCCACGGCGGACUGGACCGCCCGGCCUGUUCCCAAGGCCCCCCCGCAGUCGCUGGGCCUCCGUGACCUGUCCAACCGCCAUUCCCUGCCCCUGGCACUACCCUCGGACACACAGAAGAACAGCGGAGCUCUCAGCCUGGAUCCUCAGCUGAGUGGCGGUGCCGGGUCCUCUGCGCCCGUGGAGGGGGACGUACCCAGGGUCAAGUGCUCCGUCUCCGCCAAUGCCAUCUACAGCAUGGCUACCAGGCCCCUCUCCAACCUCAAACAGCCCCUUGCAGCCGAGGUCCAUGAAGGUGAUGAAGAGUCGGACUACAUGACCCCCAGCUCGCGGCCCGCCCUGCCGGGCCUGGCUGCCAGCAUGGGAGAAGCCGCCUCUGGCCCACGGCCGUCUCAGUCUGGCAUCCUGAGCUCACGCUCCCUGCUGGCUGACCUGGACGUUGAGACGUAUGAGUCCAUGUACAACAUCCAUGUCCACGCGGCCGCCGCACUUGAUGCUUGCCAGGCCGGAGACUCUGAUUACUCUGAGCUGCCCACCACAGUCUGCUCCAACGGCCCUGAUGCGACAGGAGAUGAAGAUGAGGAAGACGAGGAUGAUGGCUACGAAUUCCCUAAACCGGUCCUGCCCCAGUCAGGUCGACCUGCCUUUCUGGAGCCCUCUGCUGCCUCCCCCUCUCCCUCCACAUCCUUCAGUCACCUCUGUCUGGACAGUGAAUCCUGUGCAGCAACCGCAUUCCCCCCUGAGCUCGGAAACGCCCCAGAGAGGCCACCCAAACCGCUGCCGCGACGGAUGCCCGUGGAGCAUCGGGGGAGCCCCGGGGGCAGCCCUGCACCCACCCCACCCCCCGCUCCUCCUGGAAUCAGCAGUGAGGUGGAACAGCUAAGGAGCCUGGGCUACUCCUACCAGGACAUCCAGAAGGCUCUGAUGAUCGCACAGAACAAUGUGGAGAUGGCCAAGAACAUCCUGCGAGAGUUUGUCUCCGUCCCUUCCCCGGCUCACAUCCUCACAUAGCGCACGUCCCCCCCCCCUUGGCCAUUGCCGCCCAAUUGGCUGGGUCUUGCCCCCAUGUGAGCUUUUCAGAUGGUUUUGCUUUCUCUUGUGUGGUUGAUGACUCACAAGGUUGAUAUCUUUAAUUUUUUCCACCAAGAAAUGGAUGAAGUAUAAAUAUCUGUAGUAAGCCUGAAUCUCCCCCUCCUGGCUCUGAGCUGCUACUGACUGGCUGGGAAGUACUCGGGCUGUACUCGGACUGGCUGGGAAGUACUCGGGCUGUACUCGGAGCCCUCUUUGACACACUUAUGUGCCAGCAAGUGUACUUUUAUCCCCUAGUUUUUAUACCCCAACCACAUAUUCACACACAGCAGCAUGGUUCUGACGCUCCAAGCUUGCCUUAUAGUCUCUGCUGAUGACAAAUGCCUCCUGCUGAGAGCUCUGUAGCUACACACGGUCAGGGGGAUUGGCUCGUCUGGUGGUCGUCUCCCCCUGUGACACGAAUGUCAUGCCUGUUUUCCAAGGAAGUCGCGCGCACUCAUCCGCAGAACUCGGAAGCUGACACUGACCCGCAGCAGGGGAUUCUGGGAGGUCCGUGUCAGACUCAUGUGACUCCCCUAGACGCGAUGAGGGACUUUGCGGCCUAGCGCCGUAUUGAAAUAAAUGUGGACCACUGUAAUGCCCCACCUCUCAAGUAGUUUUUCUUCCAGAACCCAUUCAGUGAACCUUUGAAUGACCGGCUUAUAUGGGUGAAGAGAGAACAUUUCAAAGUGUGUUGAUUAAUUGGUGAGGAAGCUAAUUUACUAAUGUAGAAGCCCCCCCACCCCCCAAUGGUGGGAGGUUGUGAAUGGGUCCGAACAUGUUCAACGUGUUUAAAACCUUAUCGUUGUUAUUAUUGUUAUUAUUAUUAAUAAUAAUGAUAGUUCAGAAGUGCUUUACUGCUGCUACUAUUGUCAGUGCUAAACAAUUAAGCCUUAAGUGUACAUUUGUGAAUAUUGUAUGGUUUAACAGUUUAGUUUUUUUUUUUUUUAGUUCGUUUUAAAAGUGACAAUACGCUUUAUUUUCUUUAUUUUGUGGUGUAGCAUACUUGAAAAAUAUAAGCAGCUUGUGAAACCGCUGCAAGGCCUCUGUUGACUUCAGACUUGUUUUUUGUAAUUACGAUACGUUUCUGAGCGGACAGUCGUGUGCAACAGCACAGGGUUUAAUUGUAGCAGGAAAUGGUUUGAUUUUAAAAGUCGAGAAAUGCUAAUUCAUUAAAUACAAAUAAAUUAA